Messenger RNA from Mya arenaria, 480 nucleotides. RefSeq lists its product as uncharacterized. The transcript has a single exon. The record is from RefSeq and is a predicted model, not a curated record. Lineage: Eukaryota; Metazoa; Mollusca; Bivalvia; Myida; Myidae. The coding region runs from base 1 to 480 and encodes 159 amino acids.
AUGGCUGCUGAGAACAAAGGGCUCGUUUGUAUGGAUGCUGAGAACAAAGGGUUAGUUUGUAUGGAUGCUGAGAACAAAGGGCUUGUUUGUAUGGAUGCUGUGAACAAGGUGCUCAUUUGUAUGGAUGCUAAAAACAAGGCGCUCGUUUGUAUGGAUGCUGAGAACAAAGGGUUAGUUUGUAUGGAAGCUGAGAACAAAGGGCUUGUUUGUAUGGAUGCGGAGAACAAGGAGCUCGUUUGUAUGGAUGCUGAGAACAAGUUGCUCGUUUGUAUGUAUGCUGAGAACAAGGUGCUCGUUUGUAUGGAUGCUGAAAACAAGGCGCUCGUUUGUAUGGAUGCUGAGAACAAGGCGCUCAUAUGUAUGGAUGCUGAGAACAAGGCGCUCGUUUGUAUGGAUGCUGAGAACAAGGCGCUCGUUUGUAUGGAUGCUGAGAACAAGGAGCUCGUUUGUAUGGAUGCUGAGAACAAGGCGCUCGUUUGA